Messenger RNA from Didymosphaeria variabile, 1014 nucleotides. RefSeq lists its product as uncharacterized. Gene Ontology annotation, cellular component: mitochondrion. NCBI's taxonomy places the organism in Eukaryota, Fungi, Ascomycota, Dothideomycetes, Pleosporales, Didymosphaeriaceae. The record is from RefSeq and is a predicted model, not a curated record. The transcript has a single exon. Gene Ontology annotation, molecular function: oxidoreductase activity. The coding region runs from base 1 to 1014 and encodes 337 amino acids.
AUGUAUGCCUGGGAGUUCAAGUCCGCCGCAGGUGGCAUCGAAAAUAACCUGUAUUUGCCUGCAGCCGGCGUCCCGAAACCACACAUUACCGAGGACCAAAUUCUGGUCGAGGUGUACAGCGCAGCUCUCAACCCAGCAGACUACAAAGUCCCUGAGCUGGGACUGGUCGCCCGAGGUAUGAUUCCAUCGCCUAGUACACCAGGAAUGGACUUCUGCGGCAAGGUCUGUGAGAUAGGGCGAAAGGUCGAUUCGUAUUGUGUCGGCGAGAUGGUGUUCGGCAUGUAUGGAGGACCCUUCGGGCAUGGAUCUCUCUGUCAAUAUGUUGCGGUAUCGAAAGAGAUGCUCGCGACUGUUCCGACGGGACUGGAAGUCGAUCAUAUGGCUGGCGUCGGAGUCACCGGACUCACAGCAUACCAAUCGAUACAACCCUAUGUCAAGAAAGGUGAUAAGAUUUUCAUCAACGGCGGCUCUGGCGGUACGGGCAUCUUCGGUAUUCAGAUCGCGAAGGCAUUGGGUUGCCACGUCACAACAGCUUGUUCGAGCGCCAAUAUAGAACUUUGUAAGAGUCUGGGCGCAGACGAGAUCAUUGACUACAAGUCCGCGGAUCCCAUCGAAGUACUGAGAAAGAAGGGGCAAGUGUUCAGCCUGAUUGUGGACAAUGUGGGUUUGCCGUCACAUUUGUACGGCCAAUGCCACCACUUCGUCGUGCACCACGGCCACUAUUCGCAGGUCGGUGCGGAUACGGGUAUCUCGUCUGCAGUGCAACAUGUGAGCAACAUGUUGCUUCCGGGAUUCCUCGGUGGCGGAAGGCGGAAGUACCAAUUCAUGAUGUUGAAACCCAAUCAUGAGCAAUUGGUACAGCUUGGGAAAUGGAUAGAUGAAGGGAAGGUUAAGCCUGUCAUAGACUCGGUCUGGGAGUAUGACGACGCACCAAGAGCAUUCGAAAGACUGAAGACGCAAAGGGCGAAGGGAAAGGUGGUUGUGAAUGUUAAGAAAAACCAAAACAAGGAGUGA